AUGGUACGACCACUUCCAUCGAUAUAUCUUGAUAAUGAAUUUGCGUGUAUCAAACUUCCGAACAGUUUUGAUGAUAUGGAUCAAUUUGCUAUGGAUAUGGCAAUUCUCAUGAACUUCCAGAAAGAUGUCUUAAAGGCAGUCAAGUCGAUUAAAAAAUCAAAUGGAGAUAAAAAUGCUGAAAAUGCCAAAAUUGAGGUUGAAAACAGGAGGCUGAAGCAGAUCAUUGAAGAGAAUUCUAGACGUGAUGCUGAGUUUAAAAGCCAAAUUGAGGAGUUAGAGAAAAGUAAAGCAGAUAUUGCUUCUAAGAAUGCUGAACUUAAAACUGAAGUAGCAAAAUUAAGAUGUGAUUUUGAGGAAAUCAAAUCAAAGAGAAUAACCACCGAUUCUUCAGAGCAGUUACCAAUUUCCUUGUCAGCAAAGAAUGAGACAAUAAGCAAAAAGGGAACAGAUAAACUCCAGCAAGAAUUGUUCAAUACUUCUUUAGAGCCGAGUUUACAAGAUCACUCUAUAUCAAAAAAUAUUAAACCAGGACAGAUUGAAAUUUUCAAGAUAACCCGUCCCGAAAAAUUUGAGAGCAUGGAUGGUUCUGCGAAGUGUAUUGUUAAUUCAUUCGACAUUAAUGAGGUAUUGCAACAUUUAGCUCAGCUGUGUGAUACAGCCAUAGGCGCAAAAGAUCGAGCUUUGAAGGCUUAUCAGGAAGAAAUCAUUAGCUGGUCUCUUUAUGGUAGGAAUUUUGAAUUUCAAGUUGAUGAGAUGAAUAGUAAAAAUAAAAUUGGUGAGAAAAAAGCAAGAACCUUAAUUUAUAAUGAAAUUGAAAAUCAACUCUCUAUUCUUCAGAGCCGAAUAUCUAAUUCUCCUUCGCUUGAAAUUACACCUGAA
Dentiscutata erythropus is the source of this 879-nucleotide messenger RNA. Lineage: Eukaryota; Fungi; Glomeromycota; Glomeromycetes; Diversisporales; Gigasporaceae. The record is from the annotation of a GenBank genome assembly.